GAUGAACUCUGUACUCUGUAGUGUAUUUCAAAAUUUAAUAAUUUUCUUAACUAUAAUAAUAAUAAUUAACAUAUUUUAUAGCAAGUAAUUUAACUUUUAAGCAGCAUAUUUGAAUAUUUCUGUUCGAUGAUUUAAUACAACAAUUAUAUAACUUAUAACAAUUGAAAAUAGAUUUACAAAUUUAAACUUUAGUGAACUGUUAUCCAUUAGUAAAUCAUUAAAUUGAUUAUUAAGAAUAUUAUUUCAGUUUCUGUUGUAGGAUGAAUAUUCUAAUUUUAAUUAUUUGGUAAAUCAAGAAUACUAUUUACCCUAGAAUAGUUGUUACUCUAAAAAUUGAUUUUUAUAAUGAUUUGUUAAUGAUAAAUAAACAAAAUUAUUUGGGAAAAUAUUUGAACAGUAAAAUAUUUUCGUAAUGGCUGAAAAAGCCGCUCAUCAUACAACAACUAUUAUAAGUCGACCUUCAAUUUUUGAAGUAAUCGCACAAGAAAAUCUAUCGUCAACAAUUUAUCCAGCAUUAAAAAAAAUUGUUCAUUAUAUUACUAAUAAAAAUCCUGGUAAAUUGGAAUGGCUAGACAAAUAUUUUGAUGAAGUAUUUCUAGCACUUAAUACUGUAUGUCAGUAUCAAUAUUUAAAGAAAUAUGGAGGAACAUUCUCUGAAAACUUUUAUGAUUUAACUAGAGUUUCUAGUAUAACCAAUUCUAAACCUGACAUUAAUCAGUUGUAUUUGGGCUUAGCUUUAGUGGUUUGUGUACCUUAUCUACGAAACAAAUGCGAUAUGUAUAUCGAUAAAUUACAAAUGAAGUAUAAAUUGCAGCUAAAACAUAAAGUAUUUAUAACAUUAAAUAAAAUUGUGCAUACAUGUUGGGAAGCAUUACGUUUAACAUACUAUAUAAAAUAUAUUAAUGGAUCCAGUCAAUCACAUUCGCCUUUAUUAACUAUGGCAGGAAUGGUAUUAACUUAUAAGAAUAUUGAAUCUUCAAAUAAUGAAUCGCUUGCUCAAUUAAGUAUCAAAGAAUCAAUUAAAAAUUAUUUAUUGUAUGGAUUAUCUCAUUCCUUGGAGUUAGGUGCAUUUUUUAUGCAGUUUUUAAAUUGGUGGCACUCUGAAAAUUUACAAUCAAAAUUUAUUGCCUAUCCUAUACCUAAUCCUCCGAAGGAAAAUGAUAUGUAUAUUUCAGUCAGAAACACUAAUAAGUGUCCUAUAUGUGAAAAUGAAAGAAAAAUGCCAACUGCACUUACUGUAUCUGGGUUUGUAUACUGUUACAAGUGCUUACAUAAACAUCUCGUGGGAGUAAAUUCUAGAUGUCCAGUUACUAAAUUACCAGCAUCAACGCAGGAUAUGAUAAGAAUUUAUACAGAUAAUUAAUUAUUGAACAUAACAUAAUAAUUAUAAGUGAAUGGUAAUUGGUUAAUUAUUUUAUUUGAAAUUUGCUUUGUUUAUCAAAUAAACAUUAAUAUUUUAAUGUUUUGAACUGCUAUAUAACAUAGGGGUCAAAGUAUUCAAUAUACUUUCAUACCAAAUCAUUCAAAUCGGAACUAACUUAAACUCAAUGUUGGGUAGUUACAUAAUGCAAACUACUUAAUGUAGAAAUUACUUUUGCAGUCAUUUUAUUAUGUUUUAUUUAAAUUAAUGCAAUUGUAACAAAAUUACUUUUUAAAUGUAAUGUCUAUGAAGUAACUUAAUAUUUUUACUUUAUUAAAAUAAGUUAUGAAUGUAGAAUAUAUGACAAAACCUAGGGACUAGGGUAUUUGAGAAAAAUAAAAAAAAUAAAUGUAAUUUA
Metopolophium dirhodum (rose-grain aphid) is the source of this 1778-nucleotide messenger RNA. It is a transcript of the gene Pex12, whose product is annotated as peroxisome assembly protein 12-A. Gene Ontology annotation, cellular component: peroxisomal membrane; peroxisomal importomer complex. Lineage: Eukaryota; Metazoa; Arthropoda; Insecta; Hemiptera; Aphididae. The record is from RefSeq and is a predicted model, not a curated record. Gene Ontology annotation, biological process: protein monoubiquitination; protein import into peroxisome matrix. The transcript has 7 exons. Gene Ontology annotation, molecular function: zinc ion binding; protein binding; ubiquitin-protein transferase activity. The coding region runs from base 413 to 1363 and encodes 316 amino acids.